Closterium sp. Yama58-4 is the source of this 1137-nucleotide messenger RNA. Lineage: Eukaryota; Viridiplantae; Streptophyta; Zygnematophyceae; Desmidiales; Closteriaceae. The record is from the annotation of a GenBank genome assembly.
GAACGACAGCCUAUCAGAGCGCUACAUGGUGCUCAUGCGAAUGAAGUCCCAAGAGGCAGCAGAUGGCUUCUUCCGACAGUUCAACAACAAACCAUUCUCCUCCAUGGAGAGCGAGUUGUGCCGGGUGCUGUUCACGAAGCAGGUGGUGGUGACGGGGUCACAGGAGGAGGCAGCCACGCCCCCUGCCGGCCUCACAGAGCUGCCCUCCUGCCCCGUCUGCCUCGAGCGCCUGGAUCGGCACAUCAGCGGCAUCCUCACGACAGUGUGCAACCACUCGUUCCACUCCUCCUGCAUCUCCAAGUGGACCGACUCCUCCUGCCCCGUGCGUGCUGUGUGUUCCUCCGUGUCUUGUAUGUGUGUCGCUACUGCGAGCAGCCGGCAGACAAGGCGCAGUGUGCCGUGUGCGGCUCUCACGACAGCCUCUGGAUCUGCCUCAUCUGUGGAUUCGUGGGCUGUGGCCGCUACCAAGGGGGCCACGCAGAGUCGCACUUCCGCGCGUCCCAGCACUGCUACUCGCUGGAGGUGGCGUCGCAGCGCGUGUGGGACUAUGUGGGUGACGCCUUCGUGCACCGCCUCGUGCUCUCCAAGACCGACGGCAAACUCGUUGAACUCCCCGCCCCGGGGGACCUGGGGGCGGGGGGACGUGGCGCAGGGGGAGGCGGAGGCGGAGGGGGAGGAGGUGGGGGAGAUGGGGGAGAUGGGCGUGUGGGAGGGGAGGGCGGGGCGGGUGGUGCUAGGGAGGGGAGUGAUGGAGGGGGGAAAGAGAAAGGGGGGAGUGGCGGAGUGGGGAGUGCAGGGGGAGGGGGAGGGGGGGAUGAGGGGCAGUGUGAGGUGGGGCCCGGGGGUAGCUGCAGCAACCAGCACCAUCGCCACGGGGGGGAUGAGGAAUUCGCCCAGGCUGUCAUGAACAGUAAACUGGAAUCGUACUUUGAGGGGCUGUUAGCAGCAGCAAAGGCCGAGAGGGACGAGGCGGUGGCAGCAGCAGAGGCGGCAAGGGAGAGUGUGAAGGUGCAAAAGCUGCAGUCUAGACUCGAGCGCGCCGAGCAGGAGAAGGAGUUCCUGCGACAGGUGAACGACUCGCUGAUCAAGAACCAGAAGCAGUGGCAGGAGAAGUUCAAGCAGCAGGAGGAGAGGUGA